Messenger RNA from Gastrolobium bilobum, 2007 nucleotides. Its product is annotated as cationic amino acid transporter 9, chloroplastic. The record is from RefSeq and is a predicted model, not a curated record. Gene Ontology annotation, molecular function: amino acid transmembrane transporter activity. The transcript is spliced from 8 exons. Gene Ontology annotation, cellular component: membrane. Gene Ontology annotation, biological process: transmembrane transport; amino acid transport. NCBI's taxonomy places the organism in Eukaryota, Viridiplantae, Streptophyta, Magnoliopsida, Fabales, Fabaceae. The coding region runs from base 40 to 1722 and encodes 560 amino acids.
UCAUUCACUCUUUUGUCUCUUUCUGAUUCCUCCAUCACAAUGGGAAUGGAGGCUUCUUCUUCCUCUUCUUCUUCUUGUUGCUCCCGUUUCUGGUCAUCGGCGCUCCGAUCUAAGCGCCUCGUUACGCCAGCAGAGAAGGCCGCCCGUGACAGCUCCGGCCGGGGCCUCUCCCGCCGUCUCGGCGUCCUCGACCUCGUCCUCCUCGGGGUCGGCGCCUCCAUCGGCGCCGGCAUCUUCGUCAUCACCGGUACCGUCGCCCACGACGCCGGUCCCGGAGUAACAAUAUGUUUUAUACUUGCGGGAGCAUCAUGUGUUAUAAAUGCACUCUGUUAUGCUGAGCUUUCUUCUCGUUUUCCUGCUGUUGUUGGAGGAGCAUAUUUAUAUUCAUAUACAGCUUUUAAUGAACUUACAGCUUUUCUUGUUUUUGCGCAAUUAAUGCUUGACUAUCAUAUUGGGGCAGCUAGCAUAGCAAGAAGCCUAGCAGGUUAUGUAGUAUCGAUCCUAGAGCUUUUCCCUGUUUUCAAAGAUAGCAUUCCGAAAUGGAUUGGACAUGGCCAAAAUAUUGGAGACGUUCUAUCCAUCAAUGUCUUGGCUCCAGUUCUCUUAAUUCUUCUUACCUUAAUUCUCUGUUUGGGUGUUCAAGAAUCAUCAGCUGUGAAUUCCUUUAUGACAGUGACCAAGGUUGUCAUUGUUAUCGUUGUCAUUUUUGCUGGAGCUUUUGAGGUUGAUGUUUCCAACUGGUCUCCCUUUGUUCCAAAUGGUGCAAAAAGCAUAUUUACCGGAGCUACCGUAGUAUUCUUUGCGUAUGUUGGAUUUGAUGCAGUUGCCAAUUCUGCUGAAGAAUCUAAGAGGCCACAGCGGGAUUUGCCAGUAGGCAUAAUGGGAAGCCUCUUAAUAUGUAUUGCAUUGUACAUUGGAGUAUGCUUAGUGAUUACUGGAAUGGUUCCAUACACGCUUCUUGGAGAAGAUGCUCCUUUGGCUGAAGCUUUUACAUCUAAGGGAUUGAAAUUUGUUUCUAUUCUGAUUAGCAUUGGUGCUGUUGCUGGACUUACAACAACACUGCUAGUUGGACUCUACGUUCAGUCUCGGUUAUAUCUUGGGCUUGGCAGGGAUGGUUUACUCCCCUCGAUAUUUGCUAAAGUUCACUCGAAACGCCACACCCCUAUUCAUUCUCAGGUCUGGGUUGGCAUUGUUGCCAGUGUUUUGGCUGGGCUAUUGAAUGUGCGCAUGCUCUCACACAUUCUUUCUGUUGGUACGCUGACUGGCUAUUCAGUUGUCUCAGCAUGUGUUGUUGUUCUUCGCUGGAAGGAUAAGAGAAAUAGUCAAGUAUCAUCUUCAUCCAGGCAGGAAGGUGUAAUUUGCCUCAUUGCUGUUGCUGUUACUGGAUUUGCUGCAGGGCUCUUAUUCCGUUAUGAUGCUUCCCCUAUUUUUCUGAUUCUGGCUAUAGUUAUCGCAGCUGGUGCUUCUGCUGCUCUUCUUUUCCGUCAGGCUUAUGCAGAUGCACCAGGAUUUUCUUGCCCUUGGGUUCCCGUUCUACCAAGUAUAUGCAUCUUUUUUAACUUGUUCUUAUUUGGCCAGUUACAUCAUGAAGCAUGGGUGAGAUUUGUGAUUCUUAGUGUUGUUAUGGUUGGUGUUUAUGCAAUAUAUGGCCAGUAUCAUGCUGACCCCAGUGCAGAAGAGAAUACCAUUUAUCACGAGGCACCAGGGGAAGAAGCUCUAUGAGUUAUCUGUUCAAUAUUAUCAGGUCUAAAAAGAAUAAGCAUGGCGAAUUAAGCGAAAGAAAUGGGAAAGCCCAAAGUGAACUGGGAGUAUUUAACGUAAAAGGGAAAAUGAUUGUAUUUGAUGAAAAAAGAGAAUAGCUAAAAAUAUUAUCUUACUUCGAUGAGUCAAUAUUCUGUCUUGUUAUAUAGGUUGGAUAAAAAAAUUGUAUCAUUUACCAUUUUAAUGUGUGAAUAUUAAGUUGAAACUUUUGGAUGUGUUUAGGCUUAUCAUUUUGUAUAUAAAGAA